Molecule: messenger RNA, 3747 nt
Organism: Anguilla anguilla (European eel)
Lineage: Eukaryota; Metazoa; Chordata; Actinopteri; Anguilliformes; Anguillidae
Gene: rhbdl3
Product: rhomboid, veinlet-like 3 (Drosophila)
Exons: 9
Coding region: 1189-2412 (407 amino acids)
Cellular component (GO): membrane
Molecular function (GO): serine-type endopeptidase activity; calcium ion binding
Source: RefSeq, a predicted model, not a curated record
UCAAACCAAAAAAAAAAAGACACUUUGCAGGAGUGUCGUAGCAGCACCCAGAAAAAUCCUGCCGAGCUGUCUGGAUGCCGUCCAGUUAAUGGGAGCCAGUGUUCCAGAGAGCGGACGCUGCUGAGACACGGAGGAGGCGGGCAGACAGGCGAACUGCGUCGCGGUAAACAACAGCAAGGAGCAACAUACGUUCAAAAAAUAUAUAGAUUUAGCUGUACCAACCUCUAAACACUGUUUACUCUACUUGGAGGUUAUGCGUGCGCCGAAAAAAUGACUGUCACUCUGUGUUGCAGUGUAGGCUACUUGUUAUGCUAAUUACCCCCCAAUGACUGGAAAUACGCAAUUAUUUAUGAAGUAUUACGUAUGCUCUGCACUUAGUAGCCUGUACAGUUAGGCUAGUUAUUUUGGCUAGCGGCUCUGCAUUUGUCAGUCUUAGGGAAAGGAGACAUGGGAGACAAUUUGCCAGGAGCUGCUGUCGUCUUCGGCAGGUGAAUCGCGCUGUGGAUAGAGGCAACGUACCGCUGAAAGUAUCUGAGGGAUCUUCGUCAACGCCAGCACAGCACGAAAACUUGGAUUAUUGCCCUCUGUGUCGAAACGGAAAUAAUGUUGGAGAUAAACGCGGCGUUCGUGAAAUAGCCGAAAAACCGACGCAGGUGGGAAAUGACAUAAUAUUAAACUUGUUCGUUUCCUAUCAAUUCAGUUUCUGAUCUUGCACGCGGCAGACGCAUUCGGCAGGAGAUGCGUAUUCGAUACGGAAUUGCUUUCUGGCAAGCAACUUUUGGACUUUUAUUCUGCCACUGUGCAUCGAUGAAGUGAGGAGUCAUCGAGAAUCUCCGCAACCGAUAAAGAAUCGGCUGAAAGAAAACUACGCAUUUAUUUCCGCGUCUGCGUAAUAGCUGAAUAUUUGCUUGGGAGAGAAUUUGCUUGGGAUUCACUCAGACUUGAUACAAGCGUCCGCUCACCAGUCAGCUGUUUGUUAUCAACUAGGUACACAAGUUGAAGUUCACAAUUUACUUGGACGGCAGCUCCAUUUACAAUGCCGCGCAGGGACCUCAGAGAUUGAACCGAGGCUGAAGUGUCCAGGGGAAAUAAAGGAGAAUGGCAUACCCAUUGAACAAUUGUGGUGCAAAAUUAUCCGAAAGGAUUUAACCUUAAAGCGACGCCGAGAGAGUGAGUGGCCGACCGAGGAUGUCAGACGGGGCGCGGGACGUGCAUAUACAUUCCUCUCCAGCAGUGGCAGCGAACGCAGAGGGAGAUGAGAUCGAGGUUUUGGAGAGUACGGAGGUCCUUCCCGUGGCCCCAGAGGACCAAUGGAAAUCUCUUUUCGACAAGUUUGACCCGGAGAGCUCAGGCUUCAUCAGCACCGAGCGCUUCCGGGACCUGCUGGCCGCCCACGGCUCCGAGCUGGACCCCCACAAGCUGGAGGUUCUGCUCGCCCUGGCCGACGGCAACGCCGACGGGAAGAUCUGCUACCAGGACUUCGUCAACCUGAUGAGCAACAAGCGCUCCAACAGCUUCCGGCGGGCCAUCCUGCAGGGGGGGCGGCAGCUGAAGGGAACGUCCCUGAAGGAGGAGGCGGGGCUGGGCCUGUCCCAGCGGCUGGUGCGGCACGUGGCCUACGAAACGCUGCCCCGCGAGAUCGACCGCAAGUGGUACUUCGACAGCUACACCUGCUGCCCCCCGCCCUGGCUCAUCCUGGCCAUCACCAUCGCGGAGGUGGCGGUGUUCAUGUACUACGGCCUGCAGCUGGACCGCUGGGUGCUGCAGGUGUCCCACCCCCGGUUCCUGAAGGGGCCGCUGCCGUACCACCCCCAGCUACGGGCGCAGGCCUGGCGGUACCUCACUUACGUCUUCAUGCACGCAGGGAUAGAACACCUCGGGCUCAACAUGGCCAUGCAGCUGCUGGUGGGGGUGCCCCUGGAGAUGGUCCACGGCGCUCUGAGGAUCGGCCUGGUGUACGUGUGCGGGGCCCUGGCAGGCUCCCUCGCCGUGUCCGUGGCUGACAUGACCGCGCCGGUGGUGGGGUCGUCGGGAGGGGUCUACGCCCUGGUCUCCGCCCACCUCGCCAACGUCGUCAUGAACUGGUCCGGGAUGAAGUGCCAGUUCAAGCUGUUCCGCAUGGCCAUGGCCCUGGUCUGCAUGAGCGUGGAGUUCGGGCGUGCCGUGUGGCUUCGGUACUACCCCCCGGCCUUCCCGCCCUGCCCCAACCCCAGCUUCGUGGCCCACCUUGGCGGGGUGGCGGUGGGCCUGACCCUCGGCGUGGUGGUCCUCCAGAACUACGAGCAGCGCCUGCAGGAGCAGUCUCUGUUCUGGAUCUUCUUCUCCGUCUACACCCUGUUCGUCCUCUGCGCCGUCUUCUGGAACGUGUUCGCCUACGGCCUGCUGGACGUGAAGCUACCUCCCACCCCCUGAGAGAGAGAGAGAGAGAGAGAGAGAGAGAUAGAACAUUUUUUUGGGUGGGGCGUGGGGUUGCACCCCUGUGGAACCAUCCUGGCAUGCCUUCUCCUACCUAAGACAGCCAGGUACACUCCUGCUGACGGGGUGGAGGGGGGGGUGGAGGUAGGCGGGAGGGGAAUUAAGGUGUGACAGCAGCCUGCUUUUAACCAAAAGGUGCCUGUAACAUCAGAACAGUGGCAUCACUGUAUAAGAGUUAGACAGCCUGAAUUACUGGGGGGGGACUCUUACAGAAGCUUUGCCCAAGAUGGACACCAGUGAGCAGUGUGAGAGGGACAGAGCUACGCCCUCAGACUGAUAGGACAUUCCGUUAAAUGCUCUACUCAGAUUAAGUGGUUUGGCAGGACGUGGUUUGAUCAAAACUUCACGCACGGUCAGCAGUGUUGUGUUCUUAUUGUGGUGAAACGUGCCAUUUUGUUUUUUCUUGACAAGACAAAUGAUGCGCUACACUCCCUGUUUUUAACGCAGAUCUCAUUUGUUUCUUAUUGUGAAUGUUGUGGAAGCAUUCAUUGUUGACCCAAAAAAACGUGCACUUGUAUGUGUAUGCGUUUGUGAGCGCAUGGGUGUUCGUAUGUGUGAGUGUGUGCUUGUGCGAAUUUGCCUGCGUGUUUGUGUGUGCGCAUACAAAGAGUAAGUGUGAUUUUUAUAAAGGCAACAGUUGUUAUACAUAUAGUUUACUUUGUGAAGAACAGUGAAACAUUAAUUUUGUUCUAAAUAAAAAUAGAAAAAUAGAAGUGCCGUAAUACCUCAGUAUUCAUUGAAUGUUUGCCAAAAUUAUUCUACAACCAACAGCAACGCGACAUAAAGCAUAAUAAACAAAACAGUGCAUUACCUGUAAAUACAAAAAAAAUUGAAUGCAUAACAUCUUGUCAUGAAGCUAGGUGCUGUAGUCUGUAGUUAUCUGGAAAAAUGAUUUUCUCAAGUGACUUUCAGGCCUCCAUAUUCACUUGAUAAAUGUAUUUAAAUAGCCCUGUCCAAAUCUCAGACUUUAUGGAAAUAUUAGCAGAGAUAACUUUGAGGGGCGGAGUUACACCAAGCAUGUUCCUAUGUGCUGUAUCAGUGGUGCUACAUUUGACCAGUUCUUCUUCGCUGGGGCUAUGCUACGGCAAAUACAAAUAAUGGUUAUAUGUCUUUGUUAUGUUUGGUGGACCAUGUAAUUGUUUAUGUUUCUUAUCAGUCUAACCAGAGCAAUGUAUACUUGACCUUGAUAACCUCCGCAGGAAUUAAAAAUACUUUGACCUAACAUUACCCUAACUACAGUGCAGACAAUAUAUAUCUUAGACAAAAAAAAAA